CACCAGAACGACGUUUCUGCGCAUGUUUAAGGGAACACUUCCGUAUGAAGGUUAAAAGGUUAUUUUUUAUCUAGUUUUGUAGACAACAAAAAGUGCAGAGUAACUUGACAAUGACGGACAGUAAAUCCCAUGACCUCAAAACCCAAGAAAGCAGAGUGAUGGCAGUUGAUGAAUGGCUGGAUCGAUGGAAAGAGGGCAAGAUUGGAUUCCAUCAAGACCAAGUACAUAAGCUGUUGAAGAAACAUCUUGAUGCAAUUCUUGAUGGAAGGAAGAAAAUCCGUUGGUUUUUCCCACUGUGUGGAAAAGCUGUUGAUAUGAAAUGGUUAGCAGACAUGGGUCACUCUAUAGUGGGUGUAGAUGUGAGUGAGAUUGCUAUUAAAGAAUUCUUCACUGACCAAAACCUUCCCUACACUGAGGAGCCAGUGCCUGCAAUACCAGGGGCCAAGGCCUUUAAGAGUUCUGAUGGAAAAAUAUCCUUGUACAACUGCAAUUUAUAUGACUUCUGUAGCUCAAUUGCUGGCAAAUUUGAUGGCAUCUGGGACAGAGGUUCCUUAGUAGCAAUUAACCCUUCGGAUAGGCAACGCUAUGCCACAUUGAUCGUCUCUUUGAUGACCAAAGACUGUCGCUACCUCUUGGACACCUUGCUGUACAACCCAAGUUUAUAUAAGGGUCCUCCAUUUUAUGUACCAGAUGAUGCAGUUGCAGAUUUAUUUGGUAAAAUGUGCAACAUUCAGAUGUUGGAGUCUGUUGAUGCACUAACAGAAAGACAGAAGGCCUGGGGAAUAGAUUAUUUCACUGAGAAAGUACAUCUUCUGACCCUGACUUCUUGAUAAAAUUGGAUUUUGAGCUUUUGUGACCAAAAAGUGAAUUGACAUUUGGGUUGUUGCAUAUUAUGUAUUUUUCCCAAAUUAGUUCUUUUUUUUGAGAGAGAGAAAUUAUUAAAAAGGAAGAAAUAAAAACUAACUAAAGGAUCA
Molecule: messenger RNA, 974 nt
Organism: Acipenser ruthenus (sterlet)
Lineage: Eukaryota; Metazoa; Chordata; Actinopteri; Acipenseriformes; Acipenseridae
Product: probable thiopurine S-methyltransferase
Exons: 9
Coding region: 111-830 (239 amino acids)
Molecular function (GO): thiopurine S-methyltransferase activity
Source: RefSeq, a predicted model, not a curated record